Poecilia reticulata (guppy) is the source of this 1274-nucleotide messenger RNA. The record is from RefSeq and is a predicted model, not a curated record. Lineage: Eukaryota; Metazoa; Chordata; Actinopteri; Cyprinodontiformes; Poeciliidae.
CUACUGAAUAAAACCUUCGUCCAUAUUAAGCUCGGCCACGUGUCUCUGUGUUUUGUUAUGGGUUUAACCCUUUAAACGACCCAGUUUUCCGUCUUCCUGAAAACCUCCCGGUCACCUGGAGAGCGGAGCAGCUGCGGGAUGGAGGCGCGUAAAGGAGGAUGAGGAUGCGGCGCAGAGCCUGUGGAUGUUCCGGGUAUUAAUAGGAGCGCUUGAGUGUCGCAGGCGUUACUUUCGAGACUGGGGGGCUUGGUGGAGGCUCGGCGGGCUUCUCAUCCAGACUGCGAGGUCGGAAUUAAAAAAAAAAUAACAACAAAAGACAAGGAAAUAAAAGGGAUUUUUCACUUGGCAACAUGGAAAACGUACUCGCGGUUCUGAAUUUGGGCGAUUUCGCCCAGGCUUUUUCCAAAAUGGGAAUGUUUCCGGUGUUUGAUGUCGCCUAUUACAUCGUUUCCAUCCUCUACCUCAAGUACGAGCCAGGCUCGGUUGAGGUGUCUCGCAGGAGUCCUGUGGCCUCCUGGCUCUGCGCCAUGCUGUACUGCUUCGGCAGCUACAUCCUGGCAGACAUCAUGCUCGGGAGCAGCCCGCUCGACUAUUUCCAGUACAACAGCCACAUCCUGCUGGCCUCGGCCGUCUGGUACCUCAUCUUUUACUGCCCCCUGAACCUCUUCUAUAAGUGUGUGGCCUUCCUGCCGGUCAAGCUGGUGCUGGUGGCUCUGAAGGAGGUCGUCCGCACCCGUAAGAUCGCCGCCGGCGUCCACCACGCCCACCACGCCUACCAUCACGGCUACUUCAUCAUGGUGGUCGUUGGAUACGUCAAAGGGUCUGGAGUGGCUCUUAUUUCCAAUUUUGAGCAGCUGCUGCGCGGCGUGUGGAGGCCCGAGACUAAUGAGAUCCUCAACAUGUCAUUCCCGACUAARGCCAGCUUGUACGGAGCGAUUCUGUUCACCCUGCAAGAGUCUCACUGGCUGCCAGUGUCCAAGAGCGUCCUCAUCCUCGUCUUCACCCUCUUCAUGGCCACGGCGAAGGUAAAACCCUCACCGGAAACCAGGACAUCAUAUUACGUACGGUCAGAGGCGAGUAGAGUAGCCAAAGAUUAUUCUCCAGUAAGAGUAGCACUACUUCAACAUACUUUUACUAAAGUAAAAGUAAAAAGUAGCCAUACAAGACAAAAAACACAAACACAUCAACUAAACACAAGUCAAAACUGGAAUUAUCCAGUCAGGGAUGUUUCAGGAAUCCACCUCUUCCAUUUUGUUUAGUGAAUUACUGAAAUA